CAGCCCCACCUGGCCCCACUCAGCCCCUGCCCCGCUGGCUGUCGGAUCCUAGGACCAGCCCAGAGCCUUGCUCUCAGCCUGGCCAGACCCUCCCUGGCUCCUGUCUCUGCUGGGCCUUGUCCUGGUCUCAGAUCCCCUCUGGUCUCAGCCAGCCCAGACCCCCUGUUCCCCAACCUCUAGAUGAACCCUUCACAUUCCCCGCCCCACACCUCCUCGGGCUGCCCCAGGCCGCUCUGGGUUACGAGGGUUUUAUCCGGGUCCCUCCCCAGCCUUCAUCUUUCUUCUUCUCUGUGGGAAAAACCACCCAGACAGCAUGUGCCGAGAGCCAGCUCGCAACGAGAUGCAUCCCCGUCUGGGGCAGGGCAGCCGGAGAACAGCUGCAUCUCAGCACCGGGCGAGCCAUUCCCGGGCGGUGUUAUGUGCGGCUGGUCCCCAGCUGCCCCGCCCCAGAGGUGGUUGCAUCUCAGUGCUGGACAAGCUGUCCGCUAACCCCUUGUGUCUCCGUUCCAGGCCACCAGGACACCAUGCCCACCGAGAUAAGAUGGAUGGUUACUGCAUGUUCAACCACUUAGCCAUCGGGGCCAGAUACGCCCAGCAAAAGCUGGGAGUAGAACGAGUCCUGAUCGUUGACUGGGACGUGCACCAUGGGCAGGGCACCCAGUUCCUCUUCGAGGAGGAUCCCAGCGUGCUCUAUUUCUCCGUCCAUCGCUACGAGCAGGGGAGGUUCUGGCCCCACCUGCCAGCGUCCGACAGUCCCGCCGUGGGGCAGGGGCGUGGAGAGGGAUUCAACAUCAACGUGCCGUGGAAUGCGGUGGGAAUGAGGGACGGGGAUUAUCUCGCUGCCUUUUUACACGUCUUACUGCCAGUGGCCUUUGAGUUCCAACCCCAGCUGGUUCUGGUGGCCGCCGGGUUUGACUCUGUGCUCGGGGACCCCAAGGGUGAGAUGGCUGCGUCGGCCGCAUGCUUCGCUCACCUGACUCAUCUGCUGAUGGCCCUGGCAGGUGGCAAGGUGCUUCUGUCUUUGGAGGGUGGCUACAAUCUGAGCUCCCUGGCCGAGGGGGUGUGUGCGGUCCUGAGGACCCUCCUGGGGGACCCCUGUCCCCAGCUGGAGCCGCCCGUUGCCCCCUGUCGCAGCGCUCUGAGCUCUGUGUCCAGGACGCUCGCGAUCCAUGAGAAAUACUGGCGGAGCCUGCGCAGAGUGGAGGCCGACAUCCCCCCAGAGGAUGUGGAAGAGGAGCCAGCCCCCACGACACCCCCAGACUCCCCUGAGGUGCCGCGACCCCUCCCAGCUGCCCGCACUGGCCUGGUGUAUGACGAACGCAUGACGGAGCAUUACAACAUGUGGGACAGCCAGCACCCAGAGCUGCCCCAGCGGGUCUCCCGCAUCUUCCAGCGCCACGGGGAGCUGCGGCUCACGGAGCGGUGCCACCGCAUCCCAGCCCGCAGUGCUGAGGAAGAGGAGCUGAGAAUGUGCCACAGCCCGGCCUACGUGCAGAGGGUGAAGGCCACGUCCAGCAUGAAGCCACGGGAGCUGCACCGCCAGGGGGACCAGUACAACUCCAUCUACAUCUGCGCCAGCUCCUACGAGUGUGCCCGGCUGGCGGCCGGCUCCGCCUUCAACGCCGUGCAAGCCGUGCUGGAGGGCGAGGUGCAGAACGCCGUGGCCAUUGUCCGGCCCCCCGGGCAUCACGCUGAGUCCGACGCAGCCUGUGGCUUCUGCUUCUUCAAUUCGGUAGCCCUGGCAGCUCGUUUCGCGCAGCGCCUGGCGGGACGGCCCCUAAGGCCCAUGGGCUCGGGGCGGCAGUGGGGGGACAGGCUCCGAGUGGGACUAACCCCCCCGCCCCCCAGCGUGCUGUACGUCUCUCUGCACCGCUACGACCACGGCGCCUUCUUCCCCACCUCCGAGGACGCCGACGCCGACCGGGUGGGGGAGGGGCCGGGCCGCGGCUUCACCCUCAACGUGCCCUGGAACAGCCCCCGCAUGGGCGACGCCGAAUACCUGGCCGCCUUCCACCGCCUGGUGCUGCCCAUCGCCUACCAGUUCGCCCCGGAGCUGGUUCUGGUGUCGGCCGGGUUUGACGCCGCUCGCGGGGACCCGCUAGGGGGCUGCCUGGUGAGCCCCGAGGGCUACGCUCACAUGACCCACCUCCUGCUGGGGCUGGCAGGGGGCCGGGUCGUGCUGGUCUUGGAGGGAGGCUACAACCUGGUGUCGAUCUCCGAAUCCAUGACCAUGUGCACGCGGACCCUGCUGGGGGACCCACUGCCCGAGCUGGGGCGCCUGCGAGCUCCCCACCCCAGCGCCCUGCAGUCGCUGGCCCGGGCAAGCGCCGAGCACAGCAAAUACUGGGCCUGCCUUGCGAACCUGGACGUGCCGAUCCGGGAGGACUCGAGGCCCCGAUCCGGGCAGGCGGGCCCCGUCCGGGAGGACUCCCCACCAGAGGAUCCCACAGGGGGGUCCCAGAGUCCCCCAGUCUCCGAGGGCUCGGUCGAUGACAUCCUGAGGCUGGGAGCUCUCUGCCUCAGUGACAAGGCGAGGGCUGACUCGGGCUCCCCCCAGCUGAGCCCUGACUCCGCCCUGGUGGGCAGGGCUUCCACUGGAGGGGCGGAGCCUCCAGCUGCAGAGGAGUCAGAGGACCCUCGCAGCCUCCUGGACGAAGGAGCCGCCCUGCUUCCCUCCCCCUCCAUCAGCCUAGGGGUGAAGUUCACAGACACGGGGAUGCUCUACGCUGUCACCCCUCUGCCUUGGUGCCCCCACGUGGACUCGCUUCAGCCACUUCCUGCAGCCGGGCUGGACGCACUGGCGCCGUGUGAGGAAUGCGGCAGCCAGGGCGAGAACUGGGUCUGCCUGGCCUGUUAUCGGGUGCUCUGCGGUCGUUACGUCAAUCAGCACAUGCUGGCUCACGGCUCCAUUUCCGGCCACCCCCUGGUGCUGAGUUAUGCCGACCUCUCGGUCUGGUGCUACACCUGUCAAUCAUACGUCCAUCACCCGGUAAGCCACCCUUUGUGCCACCCCUCCUGGCCGGUCAGGGUUCCCCUCCCCCGCUGCCUAUAGGAGGGGUGGG
This is a messenger RNA of Chelonoidis abingdonii (Abingdon island giant tortoise), 3062 nucleotides long. The record is from RefSeq and is a predicted model, not a curated record. NCBI's taxonomy places the organism in Eukaryota, Metazoa, Chordata, Testudines, Testudinidae.